This is a messenger RNA of Pocillopora damicornis (cauliflower coral), 1555 nucleotides long. RefSeq names its product cysteine-rich protein 2-binding protein. Gene Ontology annotation, molecular function: histone acetyltransferase activity. NCBI's taxonomy places the organism in Eukaryota, Metazoa, Cnidaria, Anthozoa, Scleractinia, Pocilloporidae. The record is from RefSeq and is a predicted model, not a curated record.
ACGAGAUUUAAACAUGGCCGAGGAGGUUAUUGAUCCUGGAAUUGAAACUGAAUAUGAAGCAGUAGAAGAGAUUUGUUAUUGUAAUGGCUUAAAGGGCAGCAAUAUGGUGCAGUGUGUUUUAUGCCGACGCCUGUUUCAUUUGGAUUGCCUAAAGAAUGGAAAACCCAGCACACUUGUGGGUGAUGUGUUCUUUGAUCUCACCUGUGCAUCUUGUUCUACUGAUGGCUCAGAGAUUUGCACCAGACAACAUUUAAGCUGGCUGCAAGCUGUGUACUUGACGUUGUACAAUCUGUACUCUACAAGUAGAGGAAGAAAAGGUUACUUUAGAUGGAGAGAAGACAUCUGCCACUUCAUUGACAAACACUGGCAGCUUUUGUUCCCCAACAAAAAAAAGAAGAACACUUGGAAUAGCACAGUUGCUGGCAUUUUGUCUUCAGGAUGCCCUGAGUAUUUCAAGUCAGGACAGAAGGAGUUUAACAAGGAAACUGGAUGGUGGGGAUUACAAGAGAACAUUGCUCCAUCAGUUAAAUUGACUGGGACAGGGAGUGGUAGUUCACGCAAAAGAAGAGGACGUGCUGGUGUUGCCACAGGGUUUGGUGCAAAGAACAAGGAAUCUCAGUUAACUACUGAAAAGUCCCCAAGGAUUCCAGUACAGCCUUUGUGUGCUGACGAAAAUGUCAUUGAGCUUUCAGUUUCUGAGCAUAAAAGUCCAUGUGAUGAUCUUAUGUCCCAGUUAUUAUCGGAGGAGGAUAUGCGGGAACUUGCAGAACCUACACCAGAGAUGGACGCGUUCACAAGUUUGUUCACGGCUGGUUACGAAGACAUGGACGACACUUCUUCACUUUUCACUGGUGAAGAGGAAAAAUCAGAAUUAGACUUCCUUGAUGAGAGAACUGACAGGCAGGAGGAUACGGAAUCUUUGUCUUCAACUGCUACUUCAGAGAAGUCAUGUAAGCAUUCGCAAUCUGACUCGGUUCAGAGCGAGACCAAAGGCAAACCUGUUGCAAACAACCUUACAAGUCUUCCUCACACAAUUGAUAGUCUGGUUCCCGUGUCAGAAGAGAGAGAAAAGGAAUUGUUGCUCAAGAUCAACUCUUAUCCUAAAGCAGUUUAUCAUGAUCCCGUGGCGAGGAGAUUUAGACGAAAAUUAAUAUUGAGACAGAUUAAAAGAUCCAAGGGUUUGAAAUUAUUCGAUCUGGACAAGACAGUUUCAGAUGCUGUGACGUCAACCUUAAGAUAUCAGUUGACCAAUGAUGGUUUUGUCCCGAUUGAGAAUCGCGACAUUGUGCCAUCAGUUACUGAAGAUAACUCGCAAAGAAAGCUUUACAAACAGAGAAUUCUAAAGAAGUCUAAUUCUUCUUCCUUUGGCACGACGGAAAAUGUCCUUGAUAGAUUUUUGGCGGCUCCUCGCAUGCUUCCCGGUUCUCGUCCCAGGACUUGCUCGUUCUUAACACGGCUGAUUGGCGGUGAUUCUCAAACACUGUACAGACCUAUUACCAGUCCUUACACGUCCAGAAUACUUAAGCCCAUAGCUGGAUUUGUGACGGAAACAUGA